GCUGACAUGUCGCAAGCUGCUCGUUGUGCGCUCCACUGCGCGACCAGUGUGAUCAGUGGUGCAGAUGCAGCCGCGAAUCGAACUGCUGGGGCCGCUCAAAUGCUUUGGCGGAGGAUGGUGAAAGCUUCCAAUGCGGCGAAGGUUACAUCUGCGGCUGCUGCCCAAGAUGUUUGGCAGGAUGUGCAGGGGGCUUCGCGCUGGAUGAAUUCUACCAACGUGGCCCAGACGAGCAAGCGGCACUUGCAGGACAUGUGCCUUCAGUUCCAUGGUGCUUGCCGUUACGUCUCCGAGACUGCCGAG
Symbiodinium pilosum is the source of this 300-nucleotide messenger RNA. NCBI's taxonomy places the organism in Eukaryota, Dinophyceae, Suessiales, Symbiodiniaceae. The record is from the annotation of a GenBank genome assembly.